CUUGCCUACCUACGUAGUUUCUGUCAGUUUUGAAAUUCGAAAUACGUAGUCUUGAUGAAACAGAGUUAGUUAAUUUAAAUUUUAAGUUAUUUUGAAGCAGAUAGGAUUAUAUUUUGCGUUCAAAAUUCAAGACAAACAGAUCAUAAUAAUUUUUUGCAAAAGUUAAACAUCUAUGGAGGAAGAUUUUAUCAUCAAGACAAAACUAGGUAAAAUUCGAGGUUAUAAAAAUGUAUCACAAUACUCAAAGCAAACGUAUUACAGCUACUGUGGUGUACCGUAUGCAAAACCUCCGAUUGAAGAGCUGCGAUUUCAGCCCCCUGUACCUUAUGGUAAAUGGAAAGGCAUCUUAGAUGCUCGUAAAGAACGUGAUGAUUGCAUUCAUUAUGCCAUAAUCUAUAGAGAUAUUAUUGGAAGCGAAGAUUGUCUGUAUUUAAAUAUUCACCUAUCUGAGUAUCCUCCCCCGAAAGAAAAUCUGAAAAGUGUUAUCGUUCAUUUUCACGGAGGUGGGUAUUCUUUUGGCUCAGGAAAUAGGGAUUAUUACGGUUCGCCAGAUUUUAUAAUCCAUAAAGACUUCGUUUACGUGAAUUUCAAUUAUCGUCUUCACGUGUUAGGUUUCUUAAACUUGGAUUUACCAGAAUGCUCUGGAAAUGCAGGUCUAAAGGAUGCAGUAUUAGCUUUACAAUGGGUUAAGCAAAAUAUUCAAGCAUUUGGAGGCGAUCCUAACAACAUAACGCUGUUUGGUUGUAGCUCAUCAGCAAGUGCUAUUCAUUUACUAAUGAUGCAUCCUCAUCAUAGAAAUCUUUUCAAUAAAGCGAUUAUGUCCGGAUCAUGUGCUACAAAUCCGACGAUAAAUUAUUGCGAAAAUCACUUCCAUAAAGCGACUCAGUUGGCUAAAAUAAUGGGAUGUUAUGAAACCAGGCCAAGAAAACUGUUACAAUUUUUUAGAAAACAGAACGCUGAAAAUAUCAUAGAUAGCUUGAAUAUCUUACGUAAAAUGGAGUUACCUACAAACAGACUAACCGCGCAACAUAAUUUAUUCAUCCCUUCCAUUGAGAAAUUCCCCGAUGGUGCUAUUCUCGCUGAAUACCCAAUCAACUUAUGGCAUACCAUUGAUCCAAUUCCUGUCAUAUACGGAGUAUGUAAUAUCGAUGGAAUGCAAGCUUUUGCCCAGGGAUCGCCCAUUCAAUCUCUGGCUUUCGAGUUCAAAGAUGCUGUCAGACGAAUUUUGUGGGCUUAUAAAAUGGACGAAUCCUUAUUACAAGAAGUGGCUGCUAAAAUUAAGGCAUUUUAUUUCCCAGAUGGUGAUAUUAAUGUGAAGAAAUGUAGAGAAGUUUGCGAGUUUUAUCAAGAUACUUGGCAAGCACAAAUGUAUAUGUCAUUUCUCGAUGUAAUGCACAACAAAAAUCCCAACAAUUCGCUCUAUAUUUAUGAAUUUUGGUAUGAAGGAAGUUACAAUAUCGCGAAAAGAGUAGCUAUGCGUCAUUUACCUUGUUUAAUGGAAGGAGCUGAUCAUGGAGAUGAUUACUAUUAUUUUGUGGGCCUGAAUCAGAAUUUAAAUUACACUCCAAACGACGUAGUUAUAAUCGAUUAUAUGUCCGAGUUUUUCUCAAAUUUUGCUAAAUAUGGAAACCCAAAUAGUGAUAAAAUAAAAGGAGUUGAAUGGAAACCGUAUACUCCCGAAGAUCCUUCAUAUUUGAAAUUCAAUCUCGAAUUAGAGGUGGCUGAAGGUAGAUUGAACGACAAAAGGAUUAAAUUUUGGGAGGAAUUGCUCAAUUAUAUUAAAAGUAAAUGUACAAAUUAGUUGCAAUUUACAAUCUUGAUGUAUUAUUGAUAUUUAGUUAUGUUCUCAUUAAAAUUUCUUAAAUAUU
Planococcus citri (citrus mealybug) is the source of this 1868-nucleotide messenger RNA. RefSeq names its product esterase E4-like. Lineage: Eukaryota; Metazoa; Arthropoda; Insecta; Hemiptera; Pseudococcidae. The transcript has 11 exons. The record is from RefSeq and is a predicted model, not a curated record. The coding region runs from base 173 to 1801 and encodes 542 amino acids.